AGGUUUAGGAUCUAGAUCUACAUUAUACUAUUUACUGUCUAUGAUUAUACUGUGUGUGGAUGGGUCCGAUGGGAGUAUUCUGAGGAGCUAGUUGUGAGUGAGGGGAGCUGAUCACGCAGCGCUACACUCAGUAGGUGGCGAUAAUGCUCCUAAGAAACUAUUCGCCAUUAAACAAGAAGAAGGAGAGCCAUUUGGGAUCUUAGUAGCAUACUAUUUGUUAGAUAACAGUUACAGUAAUGAAUUAUGAUUUAUGGCAUAAUAUGUGAUAUUAACCAUAAUUAAACGAAACAUUUACUGAGAACAGAGUUUACUUUCAGCAGUAUUCAUCUCUUUUCCUCUCCUACACACCGUGUAAAGUUGAGCUCAGGUAUUUAGCAAUAACAGUGCAGGAUAGUUCACGUCUCUGAUCAAGCUGAAUCUGGAAGUUAUCAUGUCGAAACACAGGACGAAAAAGCUCAUCAUUGAAGAUGAUGAGCCAAAGCAGGAUGAGCUGAAUCCAUUUUCUUUCAAGGAAUUUGUCAGAAACAAAAACCACAACCCCUGUCCUACAGAGGCCACAGAGGUGUGUGGUGGAGCAUUCCAUGUCGAACAGGACUAUAACAACUCCAUAGAUUUUGCCACGAAGGGGCCGUUCUUCUCAGAUCCUUCUGCACUCGAACCUGAGGAAACAUGGAUUGAAAGCUGCCAGCCAUCAGCCCUUGAUGGUUCCCAUGACUUCGAACUAUGUGGUACUUUAGACCUCGGUGCUUACUCUGAGCAGUCAUCUCUGUGCAGUGAUGAGAGGGAAGCAAAUGUAACUGAAUGGGAACUGGAGGAUUCUGACUUCCUGCCAAAUAACAACUUAGCUAGAAGAAGCACAGGAAGCUAUGAGGGUGAUGAAGAGACUUCAGUGAUUGACAUUUCCUUCCAUCCGAAGAGGAGUAAUGCUGAAAAUGGAACAAAGAAUCCCCAACAGCUUAGAGAAGAGAAUUCUCUACUCAGAAAGCAAGUCAAAGAACUCCUUAGAAGGUCAGAAUCUGACUCCAAAAGGAUCAAACAACUGACAGAUGAGUUGCACAGCAAGAAGUUGCAAGAGGAGAGAGAGGCUAAGGCUUUGGAGACAAUGGUGCAGUCAGUAGAACAAAACCUUCAGUUAAUGACGAAGCGAGCAGUCAAAGCUGAAAAUAGUAUUUCAAAAUUGAAACAAGAGGUACAACAACUCCAGGGCCAGCUUGAAGGAUAUAAAAGUGAAAAUGAGAGGCUAAGAUCUGGAGAAGCUACAGCCUUAACUACAAUGAGACACAAUGCACAAGUGGCCUCGGAGUACCUUAACAAAGCAGCUCAAGAUGCAGAGACUUCUAUCAAGCAGUUGCUGUCAGGAAGAGAGACACUGUGUUAUGUUUCCCAGUUAUUGACAUCUAUUGACAGGAUCACCGAGAUUCAUGAUUGACAUUUUCACUUCAUUUUCUGUACACUAUAGACUCACUGCGUUUGCUUGGUACAUCAUUUUUUUAUUUUGUUCAUCCACUUCUUUUAACAUCAUGUAUAGUUUAUAGAAAAUAACAAAAUGAAGUAUGAUGGGCCAAAUGAUGAACAGACUAAGCUCUGGCAGGAACCAAAUAAAAAAAGUGUACCAAAUAGUGCCUUGGAUUCUCAUCAAAAUCAAAUAUCUAUAUUCUAGUAGUAAAAAAUAUUUAAAACAAAAAUGUUUUGCACUUUUAUUAAACAAUGAAUCAAGUCACUUCUUAAAGUUAUAUUGCAGAUUAACCAGAUUUGGUUUCUUGAUAGUAUUUUGAUAUAUAACUUAACAUAAUAUUUUUUAUUUCUGCUAUUUUAAAUUACAACAUUUUAAAGUAUUUGUUUAUUUAAAAAUACUUUACUAAUCAGCAUUGGAUUUUGUGCUUUAUAUUCGUAAAGCUCUUUAUUGAUUUAAUAAAGAACGUUAUUUCA
Messenger RNA from Carassius gibelio (silver crucian carp), 1929 nucleotides. It is a transcript of the gene entr1, whose product is annotated as endosome associated trafficking regulator 1. Gene Ontology annotation, biological process: positive regulation of cilium assembly; regulation of cytokinesis; positive regulation of protein localization to cilium. Lineage: Eukaryota; Metazoa; Chordata; Actinopteri; Cypriniformes; Cyprinidae. The transcript is spliced from 9 exons. The record is from RefSeq and is a predicted model, not a curated record. Bases 431 to 1429 code for a protein of 332 amino acids. Gene Ontology annotation, cellular component: midbody; early endosome; centrosome.